Maudiozyma saulgeensis is the source of this 5733-nucleotide messenger RNA. NCBI's taxonomy places the organism in Eukaryota, Fungi, Ascomycota, Saccharomycetes, Saccharomycetales, Saccharomycetaceae. The record is from the annotation of a GenBank genome assembly.
AUGUCAGACCAAACCAAUCAUGAGGAGAAUGAUUUACAAGAGAGUGUAUCUUCUGUGAAUCUCAAUUCUGAUGAUGCUUCCUCAUUUGCUGAACCACAGCCUCCCAAUGAGGUUGAAGAAGAUAAUAAUAGUGGAGCAGAUGGAGAAAAUACAGAAGCACAAGAGGAAGAAAACGAAGAAGAGCAACAACAAGACACUACUACGGAAGAGCCGAUUGCUUCCCACGAUAAUGAUAAUGAUGAUGAUGUUAAUAAUAAUGGAGAAGAACGGACAGAAACUGAAACUCAUCAAAAAGAAGUAGAAGAAGUAGAAGAAGUAGAACAAGUAUCAGAACAACAUGAUAAUGAAACUACGAAUCAUACCCAAAUAACAUCUAACCACGUUAGAAAUGUAUCUACUGCAUCAACGACGAUUGCUUCUAAUGCAAAAUCAACUUUAUUACUUGUUAAGACUACAUUAGAAGAACUUGUAGAUGAGAAAGAAGUUAAAAAGAUUCCAGGCACCCAUAAAAUUAUUCAAAGGACUAUUACAAAAAUUGAAGAUACAUUGAAGGAAUCAAAUAAUUCAUCCAUAGAGGUAGAUUCAAUCUUAUUGUUUGAAGCUCUACGAGCUGCCUCGAGAACAAAAUCAUCUCGUAUCACAAGUAAAUCAUUAGACACAUUAUCAAAAUUAUUCUCAUUUAGAGCAAUAGAUGAAGCAAUAUUGGUUAAUCCUCCUGAUUCAAUGGCCUCUAAUGACCAAGAAGCUACAAAUGAUAAUAGUGGAAUUACACCUCCACCAAAACAAAGAUUAAUUGAUGCUGCCAUUGAUACAAUUGCUGAUUGUUUCCAAGGCGAAGGAACAGAUGAAAGAGUAGAAUUACAAAUUAUAAGAUCAUUAUCAGGUUGUAUUUUAGUAGAAGAUGAAAAUUCAUUAUGUCACGGUGCUUCUUUAUUAAAAGCUAUUAGAACUAUCUACAAUAUCUUUGUCUUUUCUUUAAACCCAACAAAUCAAGGGAUUGCCCAGGCUACAUUAACACAAAUAAUUACUGCUGUCUAUGAUAAAAUCGAAAUUAAAAAGAUUCAACCAUAUCAAGUAUCAAUUAAUGAAUCGAAAAAGAGUUUACCUUCAUCUGAUGUAACAGGUAAUGAUCCAAUAACAUUACAGAAUAUGGAAAAUCUUAAUGACGAAGAAGAAAGAAGAAUGGAUGCACAACAAUACGAUGAUGUAAGUGAAGAUGAACAAUUAGAUAAAAACGCCUCAGAGAAAGAUUUGGCUAUUAAAGAUGCAUUCCUGGUAUUCAGAGCUAUGUCAAAAAUAUGUGCCAAACCUCUAGAGAGUGAACUUGACAUGAGAUCACAUGCUGUUAGAUCAAAAUUACUUUCUUUACACAUAAUAUACUCCAUUAUAAAGGAUCAUGUAGAUAUUUUUUUGUCGUCAGAUGUAAUUUUACCUGGUAAAGAAUCUGUUUCAUUAAUGAAUGCCGUUAGACAAUAUUUAUGUUUGUCUUUAUCUCGUAAUGCUGCCUCCCCAAUACCGCCUGUAUUUGAAAUUACUCUGGAAAUUAUGUGGUUAAUUAUUGCUAAUCUAAGAGCUGAUAUGGUGAAAGAAAUUCCUGUAUUUUUAACUGAAAUUUAUUUCCCGAUUACUGAAUUAAAAACAGCUACAUCACAACAAAAGAGAUACUUUUUAACUGUUAUUCAAAGAAUUUGUAACGACCCAAGGACACUAAUUGAAUUUUAUUUAAACUAUGAUUGUAAUCCAGGUAUGCCUAAUAUUAUGGAGAUUAUGGUCGAUUAUUUAACAAAAUUGGCUUUAACCAGAGUUGAAAUUACUCCAACUCAAAGAUCAUACUAUGAAGAACAAUUAUCGAAGCCAUUGUCAACAUUUAAUUUCGAUGAAUUACCUUUGUUAACAACAUCAACACUUCCAUCAAAUAUCGAUCCAAAUCAAGGAGCAUUGUUGUUCCCUGUUGAUUUUGCCCUUAAAAUGACAGCCUUAAACUGUACCAUUUCAAUUCUAAGGUCCUUAGGUUCGUGGGCUCACAAAGCAUUAAAUCCAAAUGCUCAUGUCGUUAAUCCUGCUAAAAAUAAUAACCAAUUGGGACAAUCAAUGGAUGGAGCAAAUACGAAUACUUCAUUAACUUUAGGAGAUGAAAAUUCUGCCAGUGAAAGUAAUGUCAAUAUUAACCAAUUGCAAGAUGUUGAUGACCCUACACAAUUCGAGAAUCUAAAACAAAGAAAAACUCAGUUAUCAGAUAGUGUUGCUAUCUUUAACAACAAACCGAAGAAGGCCAUUCCAGGCUUAAUUUCCAGAGGAUUCAUAAAUGAUGACUCCCCAAGCUCCAUUGCCAAAUGGCUUCUAGAAACAGAUGGUCUUGAUAAAACUGUUGUUGGUGAUUACUUAGGUGAAGGUAACGAGAAGAACAUUGCUGUGAUGCAUGCAUUUGUCGAAGAAUUCGAUUUCAAAGGAUUAUCCAUUGUAGAUGCACUACGUGAUUUCUUACAAGCAUUCAGACUUCCAGGUGAAGGUCAGAAGAUUGAUAGAUUUAUGUUAAAGUUUGCUGAAAGGUUUGUGGAACAAAACCCAGGUGUUUUCUCUAAAGCUGACACUGCAUAUGUGUUAUCAUAUUCAUUAAUUAUGUUGAAUACAGAUCUCCACUCCUCUCAAAUUAAAAGAAAAAUGACUCUUGAAGAAUUCUUAGACAAUAACAGAGGUAUCGAUAACGGCCGUGAUUUACCAGAAGAAUUUUUGGUUGGCUUGUUUAAAGAAAUAGAAGGUAAUGAGAUUAAAUUGUUAUCUGAACAACAUCAAGCCAUGUUAUCUGAGGAUAAUACUGCUACAAUCGGCACUCCGCAAGCUCAACCUGCUUUUAACUUUUUCAGUUCGAGGGACUUAGCCAGAGAAUCAUACUUGCAAGUCUCUAAGGAAAUAUCAUCCAAGACGGAACUUGUCUUCAAAAAUCUAAGUAAAUCUAAAGGUAAACAAGAUACCGAAGUUUAUUAUGCUGCUUCUCAUUUUGAACAUGUCAAGUCCAUUUUUGAAACUUUAUGGAUGUCGUUUUUGGCAGCAUUAACUCCUCCAUUUAAAGAUUAUGAUGAUAUUGAAACUACAAACAAAUGUUUAGAGGGUUUAAAGAUUUCCAUUAAAAUCUCAUCAAUCUUUGUUCUUGAUGACGCUAGAAAAUCAUUUAUUGGUGCAUUAGUACAAUUCUGUAAUCUACAAAACGUUCAAGAAAUUAAAGUGAAGAAUGUCAAUGCCAUGGUUGACCUUUUAGAAAUUGCAUUGGCUGAAGGUAACUACUUGAAGGAUUCAUGGAAGGAUGUCAUCUUAGUUGUAUCACAGAUGGAAAGAUUGCAGUUGAUAUCGAAGGGUAUUGAUAGGGACACCGUUCCGGAUGUUGCUCAGGCACGCCUUGUUAAUCCACGUGCAUCAUUAGAAUCAACAAGAUCUGCAAAUCAAUCCAUUUUCGAUAUUUGGGGUAAGAAAUCAACUCCAAUGGAAUUAGCCCAAGAAAAGCACCAUAACCAGAAACUUUCUUCGGAAAUGUCUAAAUUCAUUUCUUCCAGUGACUUGGUGGUUCUAAUGGAUAAUAUUUUCACUAAGAGUUCAGAGUUGUCCGGUAAUGCUAUUAUUGAUUUUAUUAAAGCACUUACUGCAGUCUCCUUGGAUGAGAUUGAAUCAUCUCAAAACGCAUCUACUCCUCGUAUGUUUUCGUUACAAAAAAUGAUUGACGUCUGUUAUUACAACAUGGAUCGUAUUAGACUUGAAUGGACACCAUUAUGGGCCGUUAUGGGUAGUGCAUUUAAUAAAAUUGCUACCAAUCCAAAUUUGGCUAUUGUAUUUUUCGCCAUUGAUUCAUUACGUCAAUUAUCAAUGAGAUUCUUAGAUAUUGAUGAAUUAUCAGGUUUUGAAUUUCAAUCUGAUUUCUUAAAACCAUUUGAAUAUGCUGUUCAAAACACAACAAAUACUGAAGUGCAAGAGAUGAUUAUUGAAUGUUUCCGUAAUUUCAUUUUAACAAAACAACAACAUAUCAAGUCAGGUUGGAAACCUAUCCUUGAAUCAUUACAAUAUACUGCUGCUUCCAAUGAUGAAAGAAUUGUUUUGAAAACACAAAGACUUGUCGGUGAUGAUAUUGUCGGUAAGAAUUUUGAAAGCGUCUUUGGUCAAGAAGGUGCAUUUUAUGAAUUGGUUGGUAUCUUUAAAGAGAUUACGAAGAAUAAAAAAUAUCAAAAGGCUGCUUUACAUGCAUUAGAAUCUCUGAAAAGAAUCACCGAACAAAUUGCUAAAAUUUGCUUUAUUAAUGAUGAUACUAAUGGUAAUACUAAGAUUGAUACAGAGACACGUGAACAUUAUGAACAAUUAUUACGUGGUAAAGAUGUAUUCCAAGAUGUAUGGUUCCCAAUGUUAUAUUGUUUUAAUGAAACAAUUAUGACAGCUGAUGAUUUAGAAGUACGUUCUCGUGCAUUAAAUUAUAUGUUUGAUUCUUUAGUUGCUUAUGGUGGAGAAUUUGAUGAUGCCUUUUGGGAAAAAAUUUGUACAAAAUUGUUAUUCCCAAUCUUUGGUGUCUUAUCAAAACAUUGGGAGGUUAAUCAAUUUAAUAGUCAUGAUGAAUUAAGUGUUUGGUUAUCAACAACAUUAAUCCAAGCAUUAAGAAAUUUAAUUGCAUUAUUUACACACUAUUUUGAAUCAUUGAGUGGAUUAUUAGAUGGCUUUUUAGAUCUAUUAGUAUCGUGUAUUUGUCAAGAGAAUGAUACAAUUGCUAGAAUUGGUAGAUCAUGUUUACAAGAAUUAAUUUUACAAAAUGUUGAUAAAUUUAAUGAAACACAUUGGCAACAUAUUGGUGAAGUAUUUACUAAACUAUUCCGUUUAACAACAGCUAAUGAAUUAUUUGAUAACGAUCCUUUACGUCAAGGAAGACGUGCAUCAAAUGUUAACAAUCAUAAUAAUAUUGAAGGUACACAAGAAACUGUUGAAAGAGCUCAUGUUGAAGCAGGUAGUGAAGAUGUUGGUGGUGAAACAGCAGAAAAUGAAGAACAACAACAACAACAGGAAGAAGUAGAAGUUGAAUCAAAACCAGUGAAUUUAUCAACUCCUGAACAAAGAAAGUUACAAGAAGAUGAUACACAAGAUACACGUCGUCGUCGGAUAAAUAUAAAGAACAGUAUUGUUGUUAAAUGUGUUCUUCAAUUAUUAAUGAUUGAAUUAUUAAAUGAAUUAUAUGAAGAUGAAAAUUUUGCACGUUGUAUUCCAUAUAAUGAAUCAAUUAGACUUACUGAAUUAUUGGAACAAUCUUAUGGUUUUGCAAGAGAUUUUAAUGCAGAUUAUGGUUUACGUACGCGGCUUGUUGAAGCACGUGUUGUUGAUAAGAUACCAAAUUUAUUAAAACAAGAGACAAGUGCAGCAGCUGUAUUAAUUGAUAUAAUGUUUAAAUUAUAUUUCAAUAGCAAUGAUGACGAAGAAUCUAAGAAUAUUGAAUUACUAGACAGAUUAGUUCAUAUUUGUAGUGGAGUUGUUAGUGCAUAUGUUGCAUUAGAUGAUAGAACAAUGGAACGUAGUAUUAAUUCAUGGCGUCCCGUCAUUGUUGAAAUUCUACAAGGCUAUUAUGAAUUAGAUGAUGAUGAUUUCCGUAAACAUUGUUCUGCUAUGUAUACUUUAAUCAUUGAAAUUUUAGAUAAGAGUGUUCCACAAGAUUUACGUUAUGCGAUCAAAUUAUUCCUUGGCCGUGUUGGAACUUUAUACCUUGAGAAGUAG